Molecule: messenger RNA, 915 nt
Organism: Histoplasma capsulatum G186AR
Lineage: Eukaryota; Fungi; Ascomycota; Eurotiomycetes; Onygenales; Ajellomycetaceae
Product: methyltransferase
Exons: 6
Coding region: 1-915 (304 amino acids)
Molecular function (GO): methyltransferase activity
Source: RefSeq, a predicted model, not a curated record
AUGGCCGAACCACAAGUAUACCAAGACGUCCAGAAACACUACAGCUCCGCUGCCAAAACCAGCGACGACAGAUACGGCCACGACGUGGCAACCGCCUUUGGAUAUUCCAAGGAGGAGCUCGCCAGUAUCCCACAAGAUGCGAAUCUAGGCCUAAGCUGUGGAAAUCCUCUUGCUCUGGCGCAAUUGAAAGAGGGAGAAACUGUGAUAGACUUUGGCAGUGGUGCGGGCAUCGACGCUUUCCUCGCCGCCAAAAAUGUCGGCCCGAAUGGAAAAGAUAUGCUUGCCAGAGCAAACAGCAACAAAGAAAAGACUGGUGCCGCCGCAGCAAACGUCGCCUUUGUCGAAUCAAAAAUCACCGCCGUCGACCUCCCUGGCGCCGUGGCCGAUUGCAUCAUCAGCAACUGCGUCGUCAACCUCGUUCCAGAGGCCGAGAAGCAGCUUGCUUUCAAUGAGAUGGCGCGCCUGCUCAAACCAGGUGGGCGCGUAGCGCUCAGCGAUAUCCUGGUUCGGAAGGAGUUGACGCCUGAGCUGAAGAAGAGCGUUGCGCUAGCAGAUGCUUAUAUGGAAACAUUAGAUGUCCUUAUUGUCGAUGCGAAGAGCGAUUUGAACAUCUACACUUCAGCAUUGGAAACCCCCAAGAACGCCAGCGGUAGCUGCCGCGGGGUAGUGAAGAAGCCCGAGCCGACUCCCUGCUGUGGCCCUACGCCGUCAAAGGAAGAGCGCGGCCCUGGGAUCUUUUCUGAAGGAUUUAAAGCUGAGUUUGCGAAUGUCGAUUUUAACGAGUGGGCGGUGGGCUCCAUGCUGUUAGGCCACUGGGCCAAAAGAGCUCAACACAUCCAGCCCAUCAAGUUGCCAGAAGUCCUAAGUUUCAUCCAACAGGGCGCGAAAGGGGCCAGAGGCCCAGGUAUAAAUUAA